This is a messenger RNA of Carya illinoinensis, 2079 nucleotides long. RefSeq lists its product as uncharacterized. The transcript has 3 exons. The coding region runs from base 1 to 2079 and encodes 692 amino acids. The record is from RefSeq and is a predicted model, not a curated record. Gene Ontology annotation, molecular function: catalytic activity. Lineage: Eukaryota; Viridiplantae; Streptophyta; Magnoliopsida; Fagales; Juglandaceae.
AUGAAGCUGUUAAGCUGGAAUGCCCGUGGGCUUGGGAACCCACGGGGCAUUCGAACUCUCUGUGAUUUGGUGCAGAGAGAAGCUCUCGAUGUCCUGUUUUUACAAGAAACGAGGCUGAAAGCUCAUGAAUUCGAGGUAUGUAAAUUCAAACUUGGUUUUGUUAAUUGCUUGGUUGUUGAUUGUGUUGGUCGAAAAGGGGGUCCGGCUAUGUUGUGGGGUCGGGAAUUGUCUCUGUCAAUUAGUAGCUAUUCUCAGUGUCAUAUUGAUGCAUAUGUGGAGGAUUUUUCUGUUCAUGGUGUGUGGUAUCGUGCGGGUGUGUAUGGGUUCCCGGAGGUGGGCCAGCGUCACCGAACGUGGGAUAUGUUACGGCUUUUAAGUCGUCAUCGGGGUGAGGCCUGGAUUGUGUUUGGUGAUUUUAACGAAAUUUUGCACCCCCAUGAGAAGUGUGGUGGACGGCCUAGGAUGGAAUGGCAGAUCUCCGCAUUUCGACAGGCUCUUACUGAUUGUUGUUUACGGGAUUUGGGAUUCAAAGGUAAUAGGUUUACCUGGUCCAACCGGCAGGGUGGUAGUCGAUGUACUAAUGAACGUUUAGAUCGUGCUGUUGUUAACCAGUCAUGGUUAAAUUUUUUCCCAAAUGCUAUGGUUAUUCAUGGUGUGGUGGCCUAUUCUAACCAUGUUCCAAUCUGGGUUAGUAGUGCAGGGGAGGGGGUUCCAUCUCGGGUUAAACGCCAGUUUCGUUUUGAGGAGAUGUGGGUUGGUGAGAAGGCAUGUGAGGAUAUCAUUAAGUCCACGUGGCUCCGUGGCGAAAGUAGUAAUUCUAUGGAUGUGGUCAUCUCACAUAUUAAGGAAUGUGGUACUCGUUUGGAUGUGUGGAAUAAAUCCUGUUUUGGCAAUGUGCAGCAGCAACUAACCCGGGCUCGCAAACAUUCGGAACUACUCUCUAAUUCUGAUCCUCUUGGUGAAUUUAUUCCGGAACAUAAUCAGGCUCGCGAGGAGUUUCACAAGUGGUUAGAACGAGAUGAAUUGAUGUGGAGGCAACGAUCAAAGUCUCUUUUUGCUAGUUCCAAUCCUAGCAGCUCUACUAGUUUUCUGGAAGGUCUUCAGGGCCGUGUCACUUCUGAUAUGAAUGCAGAACUGAGUCAGCAUUAUACAGCAGCUGAGAUUGCUGCUGUUCUUCAGGCUCUCAAUUCAGGUUCCUUUCCUUCCUCCCUUAACCAUACAUAUCUCACUCUAAUUCCAAAGACUAAAUGCCCUGCUGUGGUUGCUGAUUAUCAGCCAAUUAGCUUGUGUAAUGUUGUUUAUAAGCUUAUUUUUAAAGUUAUUGCGAACCGUUUGAAGAAAGUGCUUCCUUUUAUUAUUGGGGAUUCUCAAAGUGCUUUUGCUCUGGGUCGUUUGAUUACGGAUAAUGUAUUAAUUGCCUAUGAGUUAAUACACUUCCUAAAACACAAGAAGCGGGGGAAUCAAGGGUAUAUGUCUUUGAAACUGGAUAUGAGUAAGGCUUACGACCGGGUGGAAUGGUGUUUUCUUCGAAAGGUGAUGGAAAUGUUGGGCUUUGAGUCGGGUUUUAUUUCUCUUGUGAUGUACUGUGUUCAAACUGUAUCUUUUUCAGUUUUGGUUAAUGGUGAACCCAAAGGACCUAUUUUCCCAUCUCGGGGGCUGAGACAAGGGGACCCUUUGUCCCUCUAUCUCUUUCUAUUUUGUACGGAGGGGCUAUCUUGUUUGUUAAAUCAGGCUGGUCUACGACAGGAUAUUUAUGGUCUGAGAAUUUGUAGAAAUGCCCCAACUAUAAAUCAUUUGCUUUUAGCGAAUGAUAGUGUUAUUUUUUGUAAGGCUUCGGUGGCUGAAAACAGAAGGGUACAAGAUGUGUUAGCCAUUUAUGAAAGCUGUUCGGGCCAGAAAAUUAACAAGGAAAAAACAUCUAUGGUCUUUAGUUGUAAAGUGGGGUUGGACCUUCAGGAAGAGAUCCAUCAUUUAUGGGGCAAUGAUGAAAUCCAGCAGUAUGAGAAGUAUCUGGGCUUACCCCCUAUUGUUGGUCGAUCCAAAACCCGGGCAUUUCAAUCUAUCAAGCAGCGAGUGUGA